This is a messenger RNA of Macroventuria anomochaeta, 1944 nucleotides long. RefSeq lists its product as uncharacterized. The transcript has a single exon. Lineage: Eukaryota; Fungi; Ascomycota; Dothideomycetes; Pleosporales; Didymellaceae. Gene Ontology annotation, molecular function: protein binding. Bases 1 to 1944 code for a protein of 647 amino acids. The record is from RefSeq and is a predicted model, not a curated record.
AUGGAUGCAAUGGUCUCGGACUCUGUUACUGCGUCACCAGGUGAGAAGCAGCGUUCUAUCAAAAACCCCUCGAGAGGGUCAAGUCCGGAGACAACACCGCAAGGUCACGAUGCAUGCUUUAUUACAAACCUAUCAACCGAGCUCGUCUGCCUUAUCAUCGACUUUGUUCCUCCUGAAUCACAUCUCGACUUUGCAUGCACAUGCAAGAGAAUUGCGGACUGCUCCAGCAAAGUCCUGAAGCGUCACCAGGAAGCUUACAGCAAAUACCGGGUCGCAUCAGACAUUUCGCCAAUUACCAUCCCAACAUUACUACGCAGCGCAUUUGGACGCGCUGACCCACUCCUUGCCUGGCAUGUUCGAUCGAUCGAGAUCUGGUAUGAUCGUACAAGCUGGCUAGACUGGAAACCGCUCAACUUCGACCAGUGUUUGCACGAAGAAGAUAUGGACGUUGACAGCACGUUGUGGAAGUGGCAGGAUGAUGAGCUGCUGGAGUAUCUCGAAGCCAUUGAAGGCCAGUUCGAUGCGAUGCUCGAAAGUGGCGAUGAGGACAUACGUCUGGAGGCCCGCGAGCAGUUUGAAGACGGUCUUGACGGCAUACUGAAGAUGCUUCUCAUCGCAUAUUGCCCAAGAUUACAGGACGUCAAGUUUAUCACACACGAACAUCGGGAAAAGUCGACGCUGGGCUGGCUCAAGAGGGUGAUUCAAGGCAGCAUCUUGUACGGCAGCCACUGGCCUCCUGGUCUUUGCAGUAUUCAGGAGGUCGCCGUUGGCGUCGAAUCAGAGACAUGGAUGACGACACGGCACACACAGAACGAGGACGGUCAUCUGGAUGGGUCGAACAAGACCAUGGAAAUCUUCUCUACUUUACUUCGCCUACCUCGCCUUAACUCAAUAUACUACAACGACCUCAGGCGUUCGGGCUGGGACGACUCAACAGAUUAUGAGUCUCGCACGCUGAUGCCCUUGCAUUCCUCCACAGUCAAGCACAUCUUCCUCGACGACUGCAGCGACAUGCCGCAUUCUUUCCGCUUCGCGCUCCCCCGAGCACCGUCCGCACUUGAGACCUUCACACUCCGUGCCGGGGACAGCGGCGACCGGAUGGAUGACGCCGACGCCCUGGUCCAGGGUCUCUGCUCCGAGCAAUCUGCAUCUCUACACACCCUAAUGUUCUACGGCCCGUACAGCUAUGCCCAGAUCCACGGGUACAGAUGCUCUGUCUACCGCAACGAGGAGCUCGAAAAAGCAGACAAUCUCAAGACCGUGGCUAUGGACAUCUCUGAUGUAGAGUUGGAUUGCUUGUAUUCCACGAGCGGAGAUGUUUACAAGAUGACCUAUAAAGAACAGCGCAAAUACUUCGUCAAGUGGUUCACGGAGACGGCGUUUCCGGGGUCUAUUGAGAGACUGGUAUUCUGGGGAAAGGCUGAGGAGUACUUCCCCACACAGUGUAAGGGCAGUUUUCUCGACUGGUUGGAAGAUGCACUCAUCGCUGUCAUACAGAGUCAUCGCCGGAUGGAAGGGUGGGAUGAAGAUGACGAAGAGUACGAUAAGCUUUCUGAUGCUUAUGAGUCCUUUUACGGUAACCUCAAAGCCGUCUAUCUCGAGGAUGUUGAGACAGAGUACAAGAAUACGAGGCAUAAGAAUGGCGAACCAAGAGCCGACAAGAUCUACUUCCAGCGACUCGUUGAGGUUGGCAGGGAAGCUGGGAUUGAUAUACAUACCCUCACCAAUCGCGUGCCGGCCAAACAUACGCAUAGCUUCCCGACUGCGCCGGACAAGUACAAUUUGAGAUCUGGGUCGUGGUGGGAGCGGAAAGGUGAGAUUGAGGAUUGGGUAUUCAAUGUGUAUAAGGGGAGGAGGGUGCCACCGGGUUGUAGGAAGUGUGGGAAGUGUGAGACGUGUUUGGGGCAGUAUAGUGAGGAGUUAUGGAGGUCUUUAGAUAGAUGA